AUCCAGCUAUACCAUAUAGAAUAGGAAUGAAAAAAAAUUUCUUUUUAGCUGGAGAAGCUGACAAAACUAGAAAAUAUACAGCUGAAACUAUGUUGGUAGAAGAAAGUCAAGUUAAUAAAAACAAGGUUCCAAAACUCCAAACUAUUCAUGGGUGGAUAACCACCUAUGCU
This is a messenger RNA of Entrophospora candida, 170 nucleotides long. The record is from the annotation of a GenBank genome assembly. NCBI's taxonomy places the organism in Eukaryota, Fungi, Glomeromycota, Glomeromycetes, Entrophosporales, Entrophosporaceae.